AUGGAAGUGGUCCAAGUGCAACCACGCGACUCGUAUCUCCACUAUAUCUAUGUCGGCACCAAAGACACCACGAUCUGCUGGUCAUUCACAACGAAGCGCAAGAGCAUUGCCUUUGGAUUGUAUCGACGUCUUGGUCCUGCUCGCUUGCCAUCGUCAUCGGAAUUCAUCUUUCAAGCCCAACAAGAGCAACAGCAACGCCGUAUUUCUGUGGCCGCUGAAACGUUUCCACACCAACAAGUGGUCGCACCAGCAACUGAACAACCAUCAUCACCACAGCAACAACAGCAUAAGCGAUCCAACAGCUUGAGCGAAUACCCUAAAUCAUCAGGGCUACAUCAUUUACUUCACAGCAAAAAGAUCACCAAUGGCACACAAAGCCGAGGCAACAAAGGAGCCAAAUCAUCGAUGGCAUCCAUCAAACUCAAGGAGCAAGAAGAUCUCAUUGAAGUGAUACCCAUUCAACAUUGCACAUCAGCCAAUAUCAAGGUGGAAGGCAAUUACACGGUCAAAGUGCCUGGCAACUAUAUCCUCGUAUUUGAUAACACAUUUUCACGCAACACACCAAAGAUACUCAGUUUCUCGGUUGCUUUGAUUGAUCCGAAUACCACUCAUCCUCGAUUGUCGUUUGAUGAUGAACCUCCCAAUUACAUCGUUUCAGGAUGGCUGUUGAAAAAGAAACGGAAAAAGCUACAAGGAUGGGCAAGACGAUGGUUUCAAUUAUCAGCAUCUGGGGUACUUUCCUAUUCGACCUCCCCUGCCAGUGUCACGCGAGGCUCCAUCCAGAUCCUUGUCGCUACCAUCUCCAUUAAUCCAUUGCAACGACUUAUCCACAUUGAUUCAGGCACCAUGCUUUAUCAUCUCAAGACGUUGAAUGCCGAGGAUCAAGCCAAAUGGACCAAUGCUUUACGUGAAUUUCGCAUGCUUCCUAACAGCAACAACAAUGAGGAGCAGCAACAGCAGUAUCCUCUUCAGCAUCCAACGGAUCCUUCUUCUUGCAUGCUGCCACCCACACCAACAUUUGAAAAGGAGGAUCAUGGUCUACGCCAUUAUUUGAAAGAGGGAUCUGAAACGACAACACAAUUAAUGGCUGACAUGGAAGCGUAUCUACAUCGCAUUGAUCAGCUGGUUGCUCAGCUUGGAUUAUCGACCGCACAUUUGGCACCAGAGAGGAAGCACAUUAUGGACAUCAUGGGUUAUCAAAAGGACCUUUGGCAUAAAGCAAUGCGUUAUUGUGAUGAGGAACAAGCAUCCUCGACAAAGCAACCCGAAACGCAUUUGACCUUGCCGCCACCACGACGCGAACUCAGUCCUUUUAUCCACCACAGCAACGCUUCUUGGAGAGGAUCCGCCAUAUCAGACCAGUACUUUGAUGCCGAAGAGAUCUUGUUGAGUGAUGAUGAUGAAGAGGAUGAAUCGCCUGUCGUGGUGGAUGAUACGGAUGAUGACGAUGAUGAAGAUUAUGAUGAUGAUGAUCAUCGUUUAUCACCCUUGGGGAUCAUGCAUCAAACAUGUCAACGCCGUCAAAUUCUUCCUUCACCCGUUGCAAGUGCCGAGAUAUCAGCAUUAUCAGUCAUUCGCAAAAACGUGGGCAAAGACCUAUCCACCAUUUCAAUGCCAAUCAGCAUGAACGAACCUUUGAGCCUGUUACAGAGAGCAUGUGAAGAAUUGGAAUACUCGGAACUCUUGGAUAAGGCUUCUACCAUGUCCAACUCCAUGGAUCGUCUUUUGCAUGUGGCUGUCUUUGCAGUCUCAGGCUAUGCUUCUUCACAACAUCGUGUGGGUCGUAAGCCUUUCAAUCCAAUGAUGAAUGAAACAUACGAGAAUAUCCGACCUGAUAAAGGCUUCCGUUUUAUUGCUGAAAAAGUAUCCCACAACCCUGUCAUCAUAGCGGCACAUGCUGAAUCGUCCAAUUACAAGUACUGGCAAUGUGUCAAGGUCCGAAGCAGGUUUUGGGGUAAAUCCAUGGAGUUGAUCAAUGAAGGGACCUUCCAUGUCACAUUGGCUGGGCAUGACGACCACAUUACCUAUUCAAAACCAUCGAGUUGGCUUCGCAACAUGAUCGCUGGCAACAAGUAUUUGGAGCAUGUGGGUGAAAUGAAAGUGGUCAAUCAUGCGACGGGUGAGCACGUGGUGGUGACUUUUCGGGAGAAUACGACGUCUACUGGCGGCUACUAUUUGUUUGGUGGCUCAUCAUCACGACCCUCCAACGAAGUCAUCAUGACCGCUUAUGAUGCUCAAGGCAAAAAGUGUCGUCGCGUGGUUGGGAAAUGGAAUGACAUGCUGGCUGAGGAGGUCAAUAUGGAUCCCCAACAUCUCUCAGUGCUAUGGACUGCCACACCACCUACCAUGAAUGAUCCAUCAAAGUACUAUGGAUUCACCCAGUUUGCCAUUGAACUCAAUGAAAUUACAUCCAUCGAACGAGAUAAAUUACCAAAGACCGAUUCACGGUUACGUCCCGAUUUGAGACUUUAUGAAAAAGGCCAUGUUGAGGAAGCGGAUCAAGAAAAAGUUCGUAUUGAACAAAAACAACGAGAACGGCGUCGUGAACUUGAAAUGGCUGGUGUGGAAUGGAAGCCAAGGUGGUUCAAGCUUGAGCAUGAUCCAUACGCUGAGACUCCUUUGACACCAUCUCAAGAAGGGAGAACAUGGCAAUUUGUUGGAGAGUAUUGGAAAGCAAGAGAAUCAGGACAAUGGCCUAAAGAUCAAUUUGACAUUUGGUGA
Messenger RNA from Lichtheimia ornata, 2721 nucleotides. RefSeq lists its product as uncharacterized. Lineage: Eukaryota; Fungi; Mucoromycota; Mucoromycetes; Mucorales; Lichtheimiaceae. The coding region runs from base 1 to 2721 and encodes 906 amino acids. The record is from RefSeq and is a predicted model, not a curated record. The transcript has 9 exons. Gene Ontology annotation, biological process: exocytosis; endocytosis; ER to Golgi ceramide transport. Gene Ontology annotation, cellular component: perinuclear endoplasmic reticulum; plasma membrane; intracellular membrane-bounded organelle. Gene Ontology annotation, molecular function: sterol binding.